AUUGUACACAUCAAGAAUUAAAAUAUGAAUAUGAUAAUGAUAUGAAAUUGCCCAUUCUGCAUGAAUAGUUCUGUUACUUUUUACUGUGUACCACCCUGUUCGUUUCUAUUUAACUUUUCCGCCCUCUUAUUUUGAAAGACGAACUCUCAAACCGGAAGUGGUAAUCUUUUUACUGUUACCUGCCACAGUUUCUUUGGUACCUAAAAGAAAAAAAAGAAAAGUAUCUGCCUCUAGAAGCCACCACAGCGAUGUCACGCCUCCGGUCGUGUAAUGACGAAUCGUUAACGAUUUACGAUCGCGAAUUACUUUUAUUUCCGACCAUAAAUGCGCUGAGGAAGUACGAGAGCGGUUUUUGUACUGUAUCCACAUCCGCCGCUCAUUACGGGGUCACGGAGUGCUGGAACCAGUGAGAGAUUAUCCACAGGACGGACAGCUGUCGGAGGGGACGACAUGUUGAAGUGCAGCCUGUGGGCUUUUCUGCCUCCAGUCUACUCUGCGUUCACUGCUGCUGGACUGUGGGUGGUGUACUUUGUCGCUCUCAGAGAUGGGAAAAUAGCACCUCUGGGUUCAAAAUACUGGUCAAUGAACGGAUCCCUUUACCCUCCCUACAUCAGUGUUGCAGGCAACUUUCCAAAAGCCAGCUGCAUCUUCAGCGAAGUCAUGAACUUGUCUGCGUUUGUGGGGUUCAUUAUCGGCUUCCUCAGAUACCUUCAGCUGAAACCCAAAGUGACAGCAGCUUGGCUGAACGUUGGCAGUCUGCUGGGUUUCUCUGCUGGCUGCUUUGGGAUGACACUCAUAGGAAACUUCCAGCUUUUCACUGACAUGAUUACACACAACAUUGGAGCCUUGCUGACCUUUGGCGUGGGGACGUUGUUCUGCUGGGCGCAGUCCUACAUCACCAUGACAGUUAACAUACAGAACGAGGGGAGGAAGACGGGUAUCGUUCGCUUCCUGCUGUCCGGGUUCAUCACUGUCUGCUUCAUACUGUACAUUUCCCUGCAGGUUCAGCAGCAGCACGGACAAGCGGCGCAGAGCCAGUGGGCUCUGGUCAUGUUCUUCCUGCUCUUCAUCAGCACCUUUGCCGUCGAGUUUCGUCACAGCCGCUUUGUCACCGUGUGCACAGAGGACUGUCGGAGUCCGGUGAGCCUGUCAGAGAGCCUGUCUGCAGGGUCCAGGAGUCAGCGAAAACAGCUGUGACUCCGUCUCAGCUCACUUUAUUUCAUCAGAGUCGAGUGUUGUGUUUCCUGCUCUGAGUAAUGUUUUAAAAGCAACACCAAAGAUCUCCGUUUACAAUCCUAUUCCCUUGUGUGCAAAGAAAAUCAUAUAAUUUAAUUAAAGCUUCUUUUUUUAACUUAA
Scatophagus argus is the source of this 1356-nucleotide messenger RNA. Its product is annotated as transmembrane protein 150C-like. The coding region runs from base 451 to 1197 and encodes 248 amino acids. The record is from RefSeq and is a predicted model, not a curated record. Lineage: Eukaryota; Metazoa; Chordata; Actinopteri; Scatophagidae. The transcript is spliced from 8 exons.